Otolemur garnettii (small-eared galago) is the source of this 1894-nucleotide messenger RNA. RefSeq names its product cilia and flagella associated protein 100 (gene CFAP100). The transcript is spliced from 15 exons. Lineage: Eukaryota; Metazoa; Chordata; Mammalia; Primates; Galagidae. The record is from RefSeq and is a predicted model, not a curated record. Gene Ontology annotation, cellular component: ciliary basal body. Bases 180 to 1742 code for a protein of 520 amino acids.
CAAAGAAAGACAAAGGUAACCUUCAAGCUGGGAGACUGCAGUCCAAGUCAAUAGCAGAGCCUGAGAUCACUCCUGACCUUGAACUUAAUCCUUUCCACCUGUCUGGGGUCGAGGAUUUCUUCUUGCUCAGAGACCAGGAGCGGAACAGGGCUAUUCAAGAGCGUGAGCAGAAGAAGAGGAUGCAUGCACACGAGAAGACGACCUACUCCUCCAAGGGGUGGGCCAAGCACACCAGCCUGCAGCAGGAGCUGCAGCAGGUGGAAGAGGUUAAGGACCAGGACCAGCAGCUGCACGCCGUGCGGGAUGCCAAUGCCUGGAAGCUCGCCUGGACCAAAGAAAAGAAGGUGUUGCCUGAGGACAUGGGCAGCUUCCUGAAACGCCAGCGCCAGCUAUUCCUCCUACAGUAUGCCCUGGAGGUGAAGCGGAGUGAGAUGCAGCAGCUGGAGAUACUGACAGAGAGGGAGGAGGCCAGGCUGGAGCAGGCAGAGAAGGCCCUGGAGAAGGAUGCCGUCUUGUUCGAUGAGUUCCUCAGGGAGAACGAUCGCAGCUCUGUGCAGGCCUUGCGGAUGGCUGAAAAGGAGACCAAAGCCAAGGUGGAGAAGAUCAUUGAGAUCCAGGACCUCACCGCUCAGAUCAUGAAUAUCAAAAGUGAGAUCUCCAAAUUUGAAGAUACUCUGCACCAUUACAAGAUCUAUAAGGAUUUCUUAUACAAGUUGUCACCCAAGGAAUGGCUUGAACAACAGGAGAAGAAAUACAUGGCUCUCAAAAAGGCCAAGGGGGUCGUGGAGGUCCCCAAAGAGAACAGUGUUGUCCUCCUUGAGGACAAAAGUAGCAGAAAAGAGGAUGCAGGAUCCCACGGACCAGGGAUUAAGGGCAAGAUAUCCCACACAGGGGCCAGAGAAAACCAGGGCAAAAAGAGGUCCUCAAAGUCUCUACAGGGGAUACAGCUGGGAUCGGACUUGUUCACACUGAUGCGGCGGUCUCUUCGCAGGUCGAACUCUCCCGUUCCCCAGCAGGAGGACAGCGACAGCGACGGGGAGGAGCUGGAGCUCUACUUCACGGAGCCCCAGCAGCUCCUGGACGUCUUCACGGAGCUAGAAGAGCAGAACCUGUCACUGAUCCAGAACACGCAGGAGAUGGAGGAGACCUUGGAAGACCUGGGCCGCAGCUUGAAAAACACCAAGAUCCGCAUGGACAAGGAGAUCAACCAGCUGAAGCAGUGGAUGGGCACGAUGAUGAUAUCAAUCAUCAAGGAGGAGGAAACAGCCGCCGAGCUGGAGCUCAAAUCCCGAGUCUUUAACUAUGGCGAGUACAAGGGUGAUCAGCAGGACAAGCUGCUAGAGAACCUGAAUCUCAAGGUGCUAGAUGUGUACCGGCACUGCACCGGCAGCCGUAGGGAUGCCAACCUGGGCACCGUGCAGAUGCUGACCAUCAUCGAGCACCAGCUGGGUGAGCUGCUGGAGAACCUGGAGCACGUACCCCACGGCAGGAUUGAGCAGGCUGAGAAGGCCAAGGACAAGGAGCGGCGUUUGAGAGUUCGGGAACAGAAGGUCAAGCUACAACAGAUGCUGCAGGAAGAGCGUCUGCAGCGUGCUCAAGCCCGGGCCCGGGCCAAGAUCAAGACGAAGAGAGGCAGGAGACUGGUGGGCCGCUCCCGGCCCCCAGCCCUCAAAACGAAGACGGUGUCUGCACACACGCAGAUGGACAAGGACAAGGAAGAGAUGCUGUUUUUCUUCACCUAAACCCCACAAAGCCACAAGAUUGGCUGAGGCUUAGGAAAAACAUAGCAGAGGAGGCAGAGGGCCUGGGCUGGGUCAUGAGUGGACUGCCCGGGCCUCGUGGUCCCCUUCUGUGCCCUCUGCACUCACCUGAAAUAAACACUUGUCUCCUUGGU